Molecule: messenger RNA, 11544 nt
Organism: Harpia harpyja (harpy eagle)
Lineage: Eukaryota; Metazoa; Chordata; Aves; Accipitriformes; Accipitridae
Gene: ST8SIA6
Product: ST8 alpha-N-acetyl-neuraminide alpha-2,8-sialyltransferase 6
Exons: 9
Coding region: 257-1453 (398 amino acids)
Biological process (GO): N-glycan processing; oligosaccharide metabolic process
Molecular function (GO): alpha-N-acetylneuraminate alpha-2,8-sialyltransferase activity
Source: RefSeq, a predicted model, not a curated record
CUGAGGGGAAAGUUUGGCGGGAAGCCCGGCCCCUCAGCGCGGCCGCGCCGGCGACCAGCCCCUGCCGCCCCGGCGGGCAGGGCCCCGAGCAGCGGCCGCGGUGGGAGGGGGGGCUGAUGGCGGCGGCGCAGGGUUGCGGGCGAGGGGCGGAGCGGAGAGCCCCUGUGGCUGCCAUGGCCGCCUCCCCCUCCCCGCAGCCUCCCUUAAAUACUAUGGGGCGGCCGUAGCUGCGGUGGGCGCCGCUACCGAGCGCACCAUGCGGGCUGUCGUCGCCUUGGCCGCGGCGCUGGGCAGCCUGCUGCUCGGCGGCUGCCUCCUGCGCCUGGGCGGCCAGCAGCCCCUCCGCGCCAGGGACUGGGAGGAGGACGCGGGAGUAGCUACUGUCACGCCGAAAGUGGUGCGAGCCCUCAGGUCCCCCCUAACGUCUCUUCCUCAGACCGAGAACAGAACAACUGUUAAUAAAAAUGGAAUUUACCAGUUUGAACAGGCUUCAAAAUGUAAGGCAAUUCAGGACAACAUUUUGUCAUCAUCUAUCAAGAAGAAAAGAUAUUCAGAAGAUUAUUAUCUUCACAUAGUCACAAAACUGCAGAACUGCACCUGGAUAAGGAGACCAGAAGAAUCUACAAAGUUCAGGUCAGAAUUAGCUUCCUGCUGUGAUGCAGUUCACAAUUUUAUUGCUUCUCAAAACAACAGCCCACUGGGAAGUAACAUGAGUUACGAAGUGGACAGUAAAAAGACCAUCCUCAUUACAGAGGACAUUUUUAAGAUGCUGCCUGUGUCCUCUCCUCUUUCAGUCUAUCCCUUCAAGACCUGUGCUGUGGUUGGAAAUGGAGGCAUUCUGAAAAAUUCCAGUUGUGGAGCUGAAAUCGAUCAUUCUGACUUUGUGUUUAGGUGUAACCUCCCUCCAACCACGGGAAGCAUUAGCAAAGAUGUUGGCAAUAAAACAAACCUUGUGACUGUUAAUCCGAGUAUCAUAGCUCAGAAAUACAACAAACUAAAUGAAAAGAAAACAGAAUUUCUGGAGAACAUUGCAGUCUAUGGAGAUGCUUUUCUUUUAUUGCCAGCAUUUUCCUUUAGAAGCAACACAGCCACUUCUUUUAAAGUAUAUCACACUCUGCAAGAGUUCAAAGCAACCCAAAGGGCAAUAUUUUUUCACCCCACUUAUCUGAAAAGUCUUGCCCAGUUCUGGAGAACUAAGGGUGUGAAAGCCUACCGGUUAUCAUCUGGUUUUAUGAUCACUAGUGCUGCUCUUGAGCUGUGUGAGAAUGUGAAGCUCUAUGGCUUCUGGCCUUUCUCAAAAUCCACAGAGAAGAUGCCAAUUAGCCACCACUAUUACGACAACCAGCUGCCUAAACCAGGUUUCCAUGCAAUGCCCAAAGAAUACAACCAGAUCCUUCAGCUUCAUGGCAAAGGCAUUUUGAAGUUGCAGUUUGGUAAAUGUGAAUCAGACUAAAAAGUGUGUAGCUGAAGGUUCCUUACACCACUGGGUGCCCACAGAAGUCUCGGGCAGAACUUCCCUCACAGAUUACUGGGACACAAAAUGUUGCUGCUGUAAAUAAGAAGUGAAGGAAGCUGCUCUUCUGCAAGCACCUAUAUUGCAAGCAGGUAGCAGGUUCUGGAACAGUAUGGGGAGAGCAUAACUGCAUCCCAAUGAAUCAUUUUGGCAGUAUUGCUCCUAAACACUAUCCUUGCCAUUGUAAAGGUGAACUUUUCUUAUUGGGUAGAGAGAAUUGUCAGAUAUGAGAGCCCUGUAGAGCUUGUGCUGAACGAUGUGGGAAACUCCAUCUGCCUUAAUAUCCGCUCCUGCACCUUUAUGAUUAUGCUCAACAGACAUGUACAUGUCUUUGCUAAAGUAGAUGCAUACCUAUCACAGAUGGUAAAAUGGAAAAUGAGACAUCAGCAAAAUCUUGAAAUGCAAUUAAAAUAAUGAUCUUUAUUAUUUUGUAUUAAAUUACCAAAUCAUUUUUGCUAUGGCCCUGCAGCUGAAGGAAGUCUUGUUUGUUCAUUGGUUUAACCUGAUAAGCCUGAAGGGCAUGUCAUUAGCUUCAAGUAAACAUAGGUUCAAGGAGGGGAAAUGGCCUGAUCCAUAUUUAAAAAUAGACAGAAAAAUCUGAUUAGAAAAAUUGUCAGAUGAUAAAUUAAUCAGGCUGGCAAAACUUUCAUUGCCCAGAAGCCCGGUUAAAAUGCAAAUUUUGUCUGACCAAGAAUCCCUCAGGUUUUACAUUUGCUAGAAAGAAACAGCAGGGAAGGUGAGUAUGUGUUGCUUUGAUAUACAGCACAGUAAUGUCAAGCAGCUGCUCAGAGGAGUUAGUCAACAGAAAAUAACAUAGAAAGAAAGAAUGAAACUGAGACUCCCUGAGCCUGGGGAAGAGAGUAGUGUUUAAUUGUCCGAGCAGAAGGACUGAAGGAGGACAGGUUGAGCAGAGGUGUGCUGGUGGUUAGGGAGUAAGAACUGCUGAAACUUCGACUGGGUGAGUGUAUCUUACCUGGAAAGUAAAUAUUGGGUCUGGGCUUUUUAAUUCCAACCAGAUGAUUAAAAGCCAUCUAUUUCUGACAGAGACAGCAGCAGUGUAGCCCUCCACUCAAGGUGGAGCUAGUAGGGCAGCAUCCUGUAAAGCAGGGGGCUGCCUGCUUACUUGCUCAGGAAUUAACAUCAGAGAACCAUUUUGUUCCAAACUCUGUCAGUGUGUGAUCUUUUUUUUAACCUUGAAAGUUGCUGCAAUCCAAAUAAGUGAUAAAUACUGUUAAAAAUAACCUAUUUAUAAAUACAAUUGUUAUAAAUAACCUAUUUAUAACAGUAGGAUACCAACAUGAGCUUAAAUUCUGCUGAAAUUCUUUUAUGCUUUUGGCGUCUCGAUGUAGCUGGAGAAAUAUGAACUGCCCCACAUUUCACUUUUAAUUACCUUGAGAAAAAUGAUACCACAUUUUGAAAAUAAGGACACCUCUGGAUUCCUGUCAGGCAGCCAAAUUUCAGCCUAUCCUUGACUUGGGCAAAUAUUACGCAGUGUGAAAUUAUUAGAUGUAUACAACAAUUGAAAGAAAGGUCUUCUGCUUUAGUACCCAUGCCAUAUAGCUUUAAGCACACACUUUGCUCAUGUGUUCAGCCACUAACUAAGUUUUAGUGUUAAGAAUAAUGUCAGUAAUGAAACAAGUGGAGAUAAGUUGCUUCUGGUUUAGUUAAAACCCACCAGAAUAGAAAAAUAUAGACUAAAUCAAAUUAGAAUUUAUGUUAGAUUUCAAAUCAAAUGAAAAAGUAUUUACAGAUCUCGAAGGGUUUUGUUUGGUUUUGUUUUGUUUUUCCACAGCAGAACUAGCCUGUUGAAGAAACAGAAUAGUUUCAAUCUCUAGCUAUUUCAAAAUAUGAGUAAGAUAAUAUAAUUUAGAACAUAUCCAUAUUCAGAUUAGCAGAAGAUACUGGUUACACCCAGCCUUGGUAAGCUUAGGAAGCCUGAAGAGGGUGGUGCAGGUGGGGUAAGUGUGAGAACUUCUGGGGGUAUUCAAAUGAAGGAGUCCUCCUUUAGAAAGAGCAGAUGCUCGAGCUAGAUCAGGCACAAGCAGUUUAGCUUACCCAGGAGAAUUUUGUGAGCCUGUGAUGCUGUAUAAUAAAUGUCACAGACUCCCAGUCUGAAAUAAGGAUGAAAAAACAGAUGCAGAAGGUGAAAUGCAUACACAGAAGACUAAGCUAUUGGCUUAUUUUGAAUAGAACAAGCAGUUUUCCUACCAUACAAGAAAUACCAAUAACAUAUUUUAUUGUUUUAAUUCCAGGGCAAUGAUCCUAAGGAGACAAUUUGUGUGUAUCUCAGCAGUUCGGUGUUGGAUUUGAUCUGAUGUGAUUUUGUGACCAUUAAACUGCAUUAUUACAAUAGAGAAGUAUUUUACACUUGGGGAGAAAAGAAAGUGAUUUUUUCACACAGUGACUGCUACAUUUCUGAAUUUUGAGCAAUCAUUUUUUUAAAUACAAAAUAACAUUUAUUUGGGAAAUUAUGAAACUCCUGACUACUGGUUUAAUUGUAGCAAAGCACAAUCUCAGGAUGGUGGCAAUAUGCACAUUCAUCAUGUUUUGCUUCUUAAAGUAUUGUUAAACUAUUUUUACAUAAGUUCUCUCGUUUUGUUAAUAUCACGUGAUACAGGCAAUAGUCUCUGUAUGGUAGCUGCAUGAGUUGGCAGUGAACAUUUUCAAUUGAGAACUUGAUCCUGUAAACACUAGCAUUUGUCUACAUGAGAAAGGUGAUGAGAAGAGUUGCAGAGGAGUAAUUAAUUCAGAGCUAUGUCAUUCUUAGUUUGUCCCAGGGUGCACAGAUGAAAAAAUCCCUCAGGUUAGAGAUAGUCAAGUGGUUUAUGGGCUUUCAUUUUGUGGGCAAUAGAUAAUGCUGUGGAUUUAAUGGGCUUUUAUUUUGUGGGCAAUAGAUAAUGUUGUGGAUUUAAUGGGAUCACUCAUGUGAAUGAUGUUAAUUUUGUGAACAAGCGUUUGAAGGACCAGAGCUGUAUAAUUGUUUUUAAACCCCUCUUCUUGCUUGUGUCCCUGUCUAAGGCCCUUUUCAGCUCCAAAUGAGGACAAUAAACUAGGUUCCAUGCUGCAAUCCCUAGAGUUCUGGUAGGGCAUGACUUUGCAGACAUUCCUGCAAUCCCAGCUCUGUAUCUCGGCUGACGUACGAGAUGGGCCAUUCAUUAGAAAAAUGAUAGGUACCAAACCUAUCAUUUCUUCUAUUUCUUUUUCACCUAACAUCUCUCAUAUCAAUAUGUGACUACAGAUAAGGAAACUACACUAAGCAUUAUUAAGAAGAAUGUUCUUCUUACAUCAACCUCAAGCUCUUCUCCUAUAUCAGGAUAUAUGAGAAAAGAACCUACAGUCACUUAAUUUAAAACCCAUGCAGUUCUUGUGCUUUCAGUUUCCGUAUGGUCCAGGAAUACCUGUGGAGCAACAUCCUGCAACAAGAGAAAGUGAAAUAUCAGCCCAAUGAAAAGAAUCACAUUAACAUUUACAGGAGCUAUGACAAGCAGUUGUUGCCCUAGCUAUGGCUGCUUGUAAGUUAUUGCUUUUAUGUUUUACUGAAAGGAAAAAACCAAACCAAACAAAACCAAACAAAACAAAUUUUGUAAUAACCAGUUUCUGUUAAAAGAAGAGUUUCAGUGGCUUUUUUGAGAGUCUAUUGAAUGAUCGGUUCAAAGAUAGAGUGUCCUUCUCACAGUCAGAUAGUAUCGAGUAUUUUGUUUACUAAAACUCCUUUUGCCACUGUAGCAUUAAAUGCCCAAACAACUGAUUUAAAGAGCAUUCAAUAUUCCACUCAUUGAGGAUUAUAUGUGCAAAAAAAAUCCUACUUAAAUGAAUUGAACCUUAUAAAAUAAGGUUCAAAAAAACUUUUAAACUGAUACUUCAUAAGAGCAUUUCUAUAUUGUUGUAAUAUUUGAAGGCUUACCUUGCAGCAGUUUUAUAAUCACAUAAAUAAUCCUGAAAGUAUUAGAAUCAAUCGUUAUGGUUCCAGGUCUGUUAGUUGAGACACAUUCAGCAACUUGAUCCAUUUCCAAGAUAAUGGUAUCAGAAUCCAAUACUACUCCUACCCAAGCAGAAGCGUCCAUAAAUCCUGGCUGCACAUAUCAGCAAUAAAGUCAAUUUUUGAAAAUAAAGUUUUUAAAAAAUAGAUAGUGCUUUGGGGCAUUGAAUGACACCACUAAUACACAAGUGGACCUCUGAAUAUCAGUAGGACUUUUAACAGAAACAAAGUCAUCAGAAUUGAGUCGAUGGGUACAUCUGUGUUCCCAGCUGGUGACUGAAAGAGGCGAGCACACGGGUUUGAUUUACUGUGAUCUGCUGUGGUUCCAGCACCACACGUCCACAUUUUGUCUUCACCAGCAGUGAAAUUGUGCCAGUUUCUGGCCACAGGCAUCUGCUGCUCAUGUGCAGAGAGCUGGCUGCUGCAAGACCCUGCAUCCGUGUUACAAGUGUUAUGGAUGGUUGCCUACUGCAAGACCCUAGUUAUAGAUCAAAGACAAAUUUGCUCCCAAAAGAGCUCCUCCUAUGCCAUAAAUCACUCACGUAGACUGUCCCUGAGUGUUUGUAGCUGGAAGCUGUGCAAAGUGAUGUAGUUGUCCUUUGGGUGAUGCAAACAGCCUAGGUUGAGGAGAACCACAUCAUAUUUCAUCCAGAGAGACAAAGACACACCUGUGUUCAAGCAAGGACUGUAACUUAUUCCAGUCUAGUUUAGUGCAAUGAGAUGAUCUUGGCUGUGUAGCAGCUACAUGGUUUGACUUGGAAAAAUUCAUACGUCUUUUGGAGAUUGAGAGGAUCUUGCAUUGUAUCCAGAUCAAUUGCAAGUGUUUUGUGUGUAUGUAAAGAUGAUGCAAAGGGUAUCAUUCAUUGCUCAGAUUAAAUUAAAUGAACUACUCAGCAUGAGUGAAGUGGCAAAACCUGGUUGUGUGUACGUAGAAGAUGUGGAGAGGAGAAAAUGAAAUUUACUUGCAGUGGAGAAGCAACGUUUUUCAAAAGUGUUUGUUAGCACAGUAUUGUAUUAUCUCAGUGAAUAAAUGUAUAUACAGUGUACCAUGACACACCAUAAAGAGCUGAAGUUACUGUGUGUCUGGACUAUUUCUGUGCAGCCAUGUUAUUUAUAACACACGUGUUAAUAACUGGAAAGGUUAUUGGAAUGCAUUUUAAGAGCAGUUUAGCCGAAAAGAAGAAACCUAUUCUAGUUUCCUUAAUGAAAAGAGGUCUUAACUGAAGGACAGUGAGGUAGCACACACAAAUGAGAGCAAACAGAAAGCUCUGUAGCAUGGACACACACUUUGACUUUUUAGCGCUGUUUCAGUGAAGUUUACACUUGCCAUUGGCCUGGAUACCUGAUCCUCUAUGGUCUCAAAGCUGACAGUGAUUUGUGUGGAGCACAGGACUGACAAGAAAUACAUGGAGGAAUUGUUAACCUUUCCUAUCUACAAAUACUCUUAACUCCUCAUAGAAUAAAAAUAUACCCUAUUAGACUUUAGAUUAAGAACCUGUUUUUAACGUAGCUUUCUCAGGCCUUGCUCCAGACAUGAAGUUACUAUGAGAUGUUAGUUGCAUCCACUUCACUCCACAGAAGCACAGACCUUGUACUCGGCUUUAUUAUAGCUACUGCUGCUGUGUGCUUGGUGGCUAGGUAGUGUUAAUUUGUUUACAGGCUGGGCAAGUUAAUAGCAGCAUUUCUAGGAUACAGUCAGAUUGAUCAAGACUUGCUGAAGUACACUCACUGUGGGAGUGGAUGUUUUCUCAGGUAGCUGAAUAAAUUAUUUCUCAUUUAUUUUACAUCUGUGAUUUCUUAUUUAUUUUACACCUGUGAUUUCUUGUUUAUUUUACAUCUGUGCCAGGUUUAUGAUGAAUAAAUGGAUUUUGUACCUGGCUGGAGAUGUUUAUGACACUUUGGCAAGACUAAGCCAAGUGCAGUUUUUAUGACGGAUUCUUGACCAAAGGUUAGGAAGGGCCUUUCAUUCCCUCUACUUCACAUGAGAAAUAAUCAUUUUUAGGGUUUGUGGGCCUCCAAUGCUGUCACAUGCUGUGGAAUGAAUAUUGAGAUUAAAUAGUUUUCUAAAGAUAGAAACACUGACAACGUGCUAAUAGUUGCACUGUACCUUUGCAGAGGCUGACAGCGUCCUUGCACAUGACUGCUUCACAUCAUCAUUAGAUUAAAGCCUGCUUGGCUGCUUUUAUUCCUUUUUCUCCUCUGAAUCUUUAAUGUUACAUCUUCCUUUAGGAUCCAGUGCUGCCUUGAGUUGGUUAUUUCUCUUCCCCCUGCGGGGCCUUAUGUAGUCCUGUUUAGUGUCUGUUAGGGAGUUUGUAUGGCUAUGAAUCAAACACUGCUAUGCUUGCAGCAUAGUAAAACAUAUUUUAAAUGGCUUGGUUUACAUCGCAAGGAAGUCAGCAUGGUGGGAUAUUUACAUUGCCUAAAUGGAGGUGCUAAAUUUGGGCUGUAGCUCCACAGUGACUUAAGCUGUAAUGGCUGGCUAUGCAGUCCAGUCCUCGUUCUUGUGCUGCACCCCUUCCUUCAUGCCAUCUCUGUCUCCUGUCUGAUCCUACACUGAGCUGUUUUGACACACUAAGCCCGCAAAAACCUAGCAUGGCAACAAAAAGAGAAAACUGGUUCAUGCCAACAGAGCCAGAGGAAUUUCAGAGUCAAAGCAAAGGAGGGGGUGAGACCAUGCAGGUGGGACUGUAAGGACACAAUGGGGGCCAUCUGUUACAUGUUGGCUGUUGGACAGGCCCAGUGGUCCCCUGAAACCUCGGUCACCUCAGGAAGGUCACAUCUCUGGGGGCCUCCGUGGCCAGAGGGGAGAGACGGGCUCCUGCAAGGGGGGAUUGCAGCACAGCAGCUGCUCUGGUGGGCAGGAGCCCGUCUCUCCCUGUGGUGACAGAAGGUGCUUAAGGACUCUAGGUAUCUACACUAAGGACUCUAGGUACCUACACUGGUUGAUUAUUGCUCCCCCUUCUCUCUUCCCCAUUACAGUCAUUUUAACAAGCUGUUCACCACCAGCAGGUUCAGAAAUGAUAACUAAAAAAAAGCUUUGACUGUAAAUACUAUUUUCUCAGUUCACUGACAGUAAGCUUGCAUAAACUUGCUCAUUAUUCAGCACACCUAUGCUUUCAGUCUCUGCUAAUCCCAGCACUUCAAACAGCAUCUGCAGAGAACAGAGCUGUGCAAGGUCUGGCGGUUUUGAGACCAGUUAGUCUCACUUUGGUUCUCUUUCCUUUGUACAGUAGUGAGAUGUCUGAUGUAUUGCCGUGCUUGAGUCAAGACGAAAUUCUCUGUCCUGUGUGAUUCAGGAAAAGAAACUAAAUGAUCUAGGUGACCUAGCACCUUCUGUGGGCUCCCAAAUUCCUAGCAAAAUAUUCCUGUUGUUAUGUAUUAUUUGAUUUUAUCCAGUGCAGAUAUCUGGAUCAGUUAAUUGGUCUGGGUUAAUUGAUCACUUAGAUCUUGAGCCUGCACAGACUCUGUGGUGGAGCUACAGCCUGACAUGGCAACCUAGAUUUAAAAAACAUUUGAGCUGGAGAUCUUUCUCUGUCCUGUCGCUCGCUGUCAUGUGACAAAUCUGCAGAGUGAGAUCCUGAACUUCCGUGCAGUAGCUCCUCCACGAACUUUUGGGUCUACAAAGCACACGUCCACUUGUGUGCAGGAGUCUGUGUGAGAUCAAGCCCAAGGAAUAUUCUAUGGAGUGCUUUAUUCUGAAACAGCUUUAAUUCAAACAGCUGAUAGCCACUCGUUGCAUGCUCUGAAGCAGUAGACUUCUUACACAUGAGCUUGUUUGUUAAAUAUAUCUUAGUUUGAAAUAUUCACAGCCAGGUAAUCCUUCAUCUUGUGGUACUUCAGCUGAUGUAUCUCAUCUGUAGGUCUGCUAGCCGAGAACAGUGACAAAGGGAUGUUUUUACCAUAUAAAGCCUGGCUCUCUUGAUUUUGAAUUCUGUCAUUUUAGGCAGGAACAUCAUCCUUCUCUGAGUUUCUGGACAGCCAAAUUUCAAAGGCUGCUGAUCUCUCGGGGUAUUCUGUAGAAAUCAUUUGGGCCUUUCAGCUACAGUGCACAAUGAGUGGGCAGAUUUAUUUUUAUUAAGCUUUGUUCAGAUUUUCAUAAAGUAUUUCUUAAUUGGCUCUAAAUUAUCAUAAUGGUCAAGUAGAGCAUGAAACGAUCUGGAGCAUGCCACUAAACAAAGGAACUGUUGCUGUUAUUUAGUGGUCUCCUUUCAUAAAGUUGCAUUUCAGAAUACCUUCCUGUUCUGGGAACGCUGGCUCACCAGGGGAACGACCCCGGGUUACUGGGUUACGGUGCACUAGUCCAGCUGGGGUAGCAGCCUGUCAGUGCGCUCUCAGUGUCAAGCAAAUUCAAGCAAUAUGACAAGAGCUUAACACAAUGGGAGUACAUCAGUUUGGGUUUGCCGUAGACCAAGGAGUAAACUUAGUACUGUGAUGUGUGAUAACUGAGCUCACGUCCCUCUGUGUGUGAGCAAUAGCUGCCCUUUGGUGGCAGGUGUUGGCAAAUACUGGUUUAAGCAUGAAAACAGUCUGGCUGUUAAAUACAAGAAGCAGUGGCAUCCUCAUGUUGCCAUCAAAUAAACAGUCAAAUCUGUCUUUUGCUAAAUCCUGGAGUAGCUUCAGCAAUACAUUGGCAUUUGUUGCUGCACCUAGUACUGUUGUAUCUUGUCUUUUUUUCAUCCCUCUUUUCUCCAGUGAGGGAGAAAACUCAGACAAUUGCAUGAUGGAAAUAUUUAAUGAUCCUACCAUGAAUUCGUGGUAUCAUAGCAAGGCCAUCAGAGUGAAUCAUGCUAAUGGUUGUGACAGGAGAGUCUAGUCUAGGACAAUAUUGCUGGUUUUAAAUUCCUCACUAUUCACUUUAGUCCCUGACAAGACGAGAUUCUUCACAGCAAGUCUGUAGUUCAACAACCUGUUAGGCUUCUGAGCUCUUGGCGCAGUUGUGAGAUGAUUCCCUAAAAACACCUCCUUCUUGGUGUAUUUAUUGUUAGUGCUUAUGGUACAAACCCAUUCUUAAAUUCUUGUGAAAUUGAAGUGUAUCAGCUGACAUUUCUGCAUGUUUUAUAUGCACAUUUUAUAUAGUAGCUUCAUAUGUAUUCUUUAUGUUAAUAUUCUUAAUAUUCUUUUCUUUAAGUAUCUAAUAAAAAUUAUUUAAAAUAUUAAUUAUAUUUUAUGCUAUGAGAGUAAACUGCGGUGCAAGUUACAUAAUGUCACCUAAAAAACCAGUGAUACAAUGCAAAAUCAUUUUUAAGGGUAUCUGACUGAUUUCUAGAAGGUAUUUUCAUUAGUCAUUUAGACACUUGCUGCUUAGAUUUACCUUUUUAAGGUGGGUCUAAGAGGCCACCUCUGCUUCUGAUUUAUUUCAAGAUCUGCAAGUGAGGAGAUAGGUGGAGAGGUUCUACACAAGGCUGCUCCUAAGGGAUGGCAAAUGCAUGUUUUUUCUUUUCAGAGACUGUUCCAUGUGUCAUAAUGUGAUUCCAUAAAGUUUCCAUGAUAGCUUUUACCCAGAGGUUUCAUUGUCUCUUAAAAUGUGUAUUGUUUUCAUUCAUUUUGGUUCCAUUCUUUUCAAUGCAAUUGUCAAAGCAGAGCUUAUCCCCCCUUGGAGCUGGUAUAAUUGUGCUCCUCCACAUGCGCCAAGCUCUGUGUGAAGCUGCUAGUGUAGGCUCUGCUACUGCUGUUUCCAAAAAGGUUCUCUCAAAUUCUCUCAGUGCUGAACGUAUGUUUUCAGAUGUGAACUUGAUAUUGUCUGAGUAGAAUGUGUGCAGCGUAACUUAGAAGUGUCCCUGUGCAGGAUUUAGGAGGAGGCACAGAAAGCCCCUCAGCCGUGUGUGUGCUUUUAUUACAGAAAACCAAGAUGAAUUUGUAUUGUUGAGUCAUCUGUUAUGGCUGAUUUAAUUUGUACUUUGUUUUCAUGUUUUAAGUGCCUAAUGAUUUUUUUUGUCAAGGAGGCAACAGUUUCACUGUUAUAACGCAUACUUAGAAUUCUGCACUUGUUACCUGUUCUGUAAUAGAAUAUUUUUGCAGUUUCUGUUUGGAAAUAAAGACUUAUUAGGCAUAA